AUGGAGACCUCGUGUCGAGCUCUCGGCAGCUUACAGCUAUGGAUCGAUUCCCUCAAGCCCUCCACCGGCCGGAGAACGCGUUCGGCGGAGUGCGUCCCGACCACGUCGCAGGCAAGACAGCAACAGUCCUUCUCCGAUAGGGUCUUCGAUCAGCUUCCCUCCAUCCAUAAGACUUCCACUGCGGGUGAUGGCGAUGAGGAGACGGUCUUGUAUCUGGGAUAUGGGUCUAACCUGAGCGCCGAGACGUUCAGAGGGAAGAGAGGUAUACGUCCGGUAUCGCAAGUCAACGUUCUCGUACCGAGCCUAUCUUUGACCUUUGAUCUACCGGGAAUACCAUAUUCUGAACCGUGCUUUGCAAAUGUACGCUACAGAGAGGUGACACCUCAGGAAGACGGAGACAACGCGAUAUCGAAAGACUACCACAAAGAUCAUUGGCGAAAAGGUCUGGUUGGCGUGGUCUACGAAGUGACCAAGUCCGACUUUGUGCACAUAAUUGCUACAGAAGGAGGGGGUGCAGGGUAUCACGACGUACUCGUUGAUUGCUACGCGCUCAAUGGAGGUCCAACGGAGGAUGUUCCUCUGAUGCCGUCAGGGCAACCUUUCAAAGCACAUACGCUCUUCGCACCCAACAAGACAAAUCGACCAGACCCUUCCUACGCGCAACCAAGUCCGAGAUAUCUCAAACUGAUAACAGAUGGCGCCGAAGAGCACGGGUUGCCUCUCGAAUAUCAAGCCUUCCUCCAUCAGAUUCGAACAUUUCACAUGACAACCACGAAGCAGAAACUGGGCUCAUUCAUCUUUCUCAGCGUGUGGUCUCCUUUCUUCUUGUUCUUUAUGGGUGGAGCCGCUGCAGUAUUCCUGAGACCAGACGGAACGUAUCCGAAGUGGUUUGCCAAGUUCUUGAAUGCUAUGUUUGAGGCAUGUUGGGCUAGCUACGACCACUUCUUCAAGGAGAUUUUUGGAGAUGGCGAGAGGACGAUAGGGCAGAAGGAUGAAAAUCAUGAUAAUGAUAUCGAAUAUAGGAGGAGUGAUUUCGUGCUGGACGAGAAAGAGCCAUUGAUUGAACGAUUUCAACAUAAAUACGGGGCAGUGAGUACGGUGGAACGAAUCGUAUGA
This is a messenger RNA of Fonsecaea erecta, 1116 nucleotides long. RefSeq lists its product as hypothetical. The transcript has a single exon. The record is from RefSeq and is a predicted model, not a curated record. Bases 1 to 1116 code for a protein of 371 amino acids. Lineage: Eukaryota; Fungi; Ascomycota; Eurotiomycetes; Chaetothyriales; Herpotrichiellaceae. Gene Ontology annotation, molecular function: gamma-glutamylcyclotransferase activity.